AUGGGAAGUCCAGCAAAGCGAAUGAUCUAGAAUGUGAUGUACCUGCUUAUUAUGAGCUCGUUUAUCUUUGACUCUUACUAUAAAUACUACAAUCUAUCAUCAGAGGCAGAUAUGCUAAGAUCAAAGUAUCAGCAUUUGCAAGAAUACUUAAGUAGAAACUUCAAUGGCUUCCAAUUGCCAAUUAAAAGUGAGAUUGUCUCCUCCAAUUCAUUCAUGAUCAUUUAAGUUUAUGCAAUUAUUCAAGGUUUAAGCGCCAUGCUAGUUCUGAUUGGCAAAAGACAGUUUGCAUGGAUGUUGAUACUGUUAACAUCUGUUCAUUUGUUUGUAGUUCAUAAUCCAAACUAUAAAAACACCACAGAGGUCGAUAAGUAAAGAGCAUAUAAGCACAUAUGCGGAGACUUAUGCUUAAUUGCUACUCUGAUAAUGACAACUGGGUUCAAGAGACUUCCAAAGCUUAAGCUAAAUUGA
Molecule: messenger RNA, 468 nt
Organism: Stylonychia lemnae
Lineage: Eukaryota; Ciliophora; Spirotrichea; Sporadotrichida; Oxytrichidae
Source: the annotation of a GenBank genome assembly